This is a messenger RNA of Brachypodium distachyon (stiff brome), 507 nucleotides long. RefSeq names its product isoflavone reductase-like protein. Lineage: Eukaryota; Viridiplantae; Streptophyta; Magnoliopsida; Poales; Poaceae. The record is from RefSeq and is a predicted model, not a curated record. The coding region runs from base 1 to 507 and encodes 168 amino acids. The transcript has 4 exons.
AUGGGGGACAUGAACGACCAUGGGAGCUUGGUGACGGCGAUCAAAGAGCAUGGGGAGGUGGUGCUCAUCGACUUCGGGGAGAACGAACCUUUGACGGCCGGGGUGAACAUAUUCGGUGACGACAAAGCACAAGCGGUCUUUGUGGACGAGAAGGAUAUGAGCAUGCUGGCUAUAAGAGCCGUGGAGGACCCACGAACACUCGACAAGGUCCUGUACGUACGCCCUCCCACGAACAUGCGCUCCUUCAGCCAACUCAUCCAUAUUUUGGAGAAGAAAACCGGCAGAACCCUCGAGAGGCACUACGUGUCUGAACACGAGUUCGCCAAGAAUAUCCAAGAGGCUCCGUUCCCGCUCAACUUUCAGCUGGCGAUGGUGCACUCGACGGUGGUGCAUGCCGGAGCGUGCGAAGACGCCAUAGACGCGGCCGUCGGGGUGGAGGCCACGCUGCUGUACCCUGACGUGGAGUUCAUCACGGUGGAGGAGUACCUUGAUGGUCUUCUUCCCUAA